CUGUCGCCUGUUGGAAAUGUCCGGAAGAGACCAUGGAUUCAAAAUCUAUCGACUCGCAGUCUAUCAAUUGCUGACUCUUUUCGCGCUUUCGGAGAUGGUGGGUGGGGAAGGGGCGGGACUAGGGAGAGGGUAUGGGUGGCGGGCCGUCAAUACAGUCUAUACUCUACGCUUUCAGAUCAGACAUAUGCAUGUUGUUGAUGGUGAAGAUAGGGAUGGUGGGUGGGCAAGGCGGCGGGCCCCUGUUUGCAAUCUAUAACAGGUACAUCGCGGGAGUAUUUCCACGAAUUGGACAUGUCCCUCGCACGCGAAUACGGCCUUUGAAUAUCAGUGAUGGCGAAAUGACGGCCCCCAUCCUACUGGCAGGACUUCAGGCGAGUACGAAUGACUUGACUUGACUCUAUGACCUAGGCAAUCCGGGUACAGAACAGUC
Molecule: messenger RNA, 430 nt
Organism: Paraphaeosphaeria sporulosa
Lineage: Eukaryota; Fungi; Ascomycota; Dothideomycetes; Pleosporales; Didymosphaeriaceae
Exons: 3
Coding region: 132-395 (87 amino acids)
Source: RefSeq, a predicted model, not a curated record